Messenger RNA from Chaetura pelagica (chimney swift), 624 nucleotides. It is a transcript of the gene MLX, whose product is annotated as MLX, MAX dimerization protein. Gene Ontology annotation, molecular function: protein dimerization activity; RNA polymerase II cis-regulatory region sequence-specific DNA binding; DNA-binding transcription factor activity, RNA polymerase II-specific. The transcript has 5 exons. Gene Ontology annotation, cellular component: nucleus. The coding region runs from base 1 to 624 and encodes 207 amino acids. Gene Ontology annotation, biological process: regulation of transcription by RNA polymerase II. The record is from RefSeq and is a predicted model, not a curated record. Lineage: Eukaryota; Metazoa; Chordata; Aves; Apodiformes; Apodidae.
AUGUGCCACCCCCUCCACGUGCCUCUGUCCCCUCUCCCAAGCCAGUUCUCUCUUGCAGACGACGAGGACAGUGACUACCACCAGGAGCCCUACGAGGAGUCCUACAAGGACCGGCGCCGCCGGGCGCACACGCAGGCCGAGCAGAAGCGCCGCGACGCCAUCAAGAAAGGCUACGAUGACCUGCAGGCCAUCGUGCCCACCUGCGAGCAGCAGGACUUCUCCAUAGGCUCCCAGAAGCUGAGCAAGGCCAUUGUUCUCCAGAAAACCAUCGACUACAUCCAGUUCCUGCAUAAGGAAAAGAAGAAGCAAGAGGAGGAAGUUUCUACCCUCAGGAAAGAUGUGAUGGCCUUGAAGAUCAUGAAAGUGAACUAUGAGCAGAUUGUGAAAGCUCAUCAGGACAACCCGAAUGAGGGGAAGGACCAGGUCUCUGAUGAGGUGAAGUUCAAUCUUUUCCAAGGCAUCAUGGAUUCCCUGUUCCAGUCCUUCAACGCCUCCAUCUCAGUAACAAGUUUUCAGGAGCUCUCGGCUUGUGUCUUCAGCUGGAUUGAGGAGCACUGCAAGCCCCAGACGCUGCGGGACAUCGUGGUGGGGGUCCUGCACCAGCUGAAGAGCCAGCUUUACUGA